CCGAGCUCGGGCGUACCAGAAGCCGACUGACCCGAUCCUGACGAUGCAAAGGCUUGUGAGCCUGAAAAUGAAAUCGGGCUCCUGUCUCGCCACAUUCAUCGAGACCUUCGAUAAGUACAAGAGGGAAUACGAGCGUAACAGCGGUCCGUUACCACCUUCCUACUGUACCAGUCUGCUGAUCACCAUGUUAGCAGCACCACAUCGUGAAGCUGCUCUUGGUAUCCGCCGAUCAAAUACCAGUCUCUCCUAUGAAGAUCUGACCAAAGAGUUGUUGUCCGAGGAAGCCUUACGGUCCGUGAAAGAGGUGUCGACCCCAUCAGAAGCAUUGCCGAAGAUCCCUCUCACCGAGAUCUCUGCGAACUUCCGACCAAACUCCAAAAACCGUGCAGGCCAACAACAACGCCGGGGCAAUAGAUCCGAGCGAAGAGUCCGGUGCAUCAGGUGCAUGGACAAGGACCCCAACUGUAGUGGGACGGCUAAGACCUGUCCCGCCAGAAUGCCACAGGACAAGUCCGACCGAUGCAACCGCUGCAAUCGUCCGAAGAAGUUCUGCCCAAGUACUUCCACCUGCACGCAGCGCGACGUUGUGCGGUGCGAAAG
Molecule: messenger RNA, 600 nt
Organism: Perkinsus marinus ATCC 50983
Lineage: Eukaryota; Perkinsozoa; Perkinsida; Perkinsidae
Exons: 1
Source: RefSeq, a predicted model, not a curated record